Molecule: messenger RNA, 1530 nt
Organism: Penicillium soppii
Lineage: Eukaryota; Fungi; Ascomycota; Eurotiomycetes; Eurotiales; Aspergillaceae
Gene: smp3
Product: glycosylphosphatidylinositol-alpha 1,2 mannosyltransferase smp3
Exons: 4
Coding region: 1-1530 (509 amino acids)
Biological process (GO): GPI anchor biosynthetic process
Cellular component (GO): endoplasmic reticulum membrane
Molecular function (GO): alpha-1,2-mannosyltransferase activity
Source: RefSeq, a predicted model, not a curated record
AUGUGGCGACGAACAUAUUUAUUGUUAUUGUUGAUUCGCGUGUACUUCGCGCUGUCACCCAGCUAUCUGCACCCGGAUGAGAACUUUCAAGGCCCAGAGGUCUUCGCAGGUCGCAUAUUCUCAUACCCUUCAAAAUUACCAUGGGAAUUCACUGUGGAAAAUCCCAUCCGAAGUGUAUUCCCAUUAUGGGCGACCUAUGAGCUGCCGAUGAGCCUCUUGCAAUGGUUCUAUAAUGAGAUCGGGUCGGGCAGCCCACCACCACAACUAGUCUACUAUGCGCUGCGUGGUGGGAUGUUCCUAUUGAGCUUUGUACUGGAAGACUGGGCGAUCUACGAGCUGGAACCUUCCCCGCGUCACCGACGCGCGAAGGUGGUGCUGGUGGCCUCGUCGUAUGUCACCUGGACAUAUCAGACGCACACCUUCUCCAACUCCCUCGAGACCCUGUUGGUUGCCUGGGGACUGGUUCUGAUUCGGCGCAUUGUCGAGAAUAAGCGACGCUCGUCCAUCUUCUCCCAUGCCGUCCUCGCCUUCAUCGCCGUGGUGGGCGUCUUCAACCGCAUCACCUUUCCAGCCUUCCUCCUCGUCCCAGGCCUACAAUUGCUACCCUAUUUCAAGCGCAAACCAAGCUCCCUCGCAGCUUUUGUCACCUUCGGCCUCCUGUUCUCCACAAUAGCAAUAAUCACAGACACAACCUUCUACCAGCCAACCACCACAUUCCUCAAGGCCCUCCGCAACCCAAUAAUCACCCCGCUCAACAACCUCCGCUACAACAGCAACACCCAAAACCUAGCCCAGCACGGCCUCCACCCCCACCACCAACACCUAACCGCCAACCUCCUCCAACUGCUCGGCCCAGCCUACAUCGCCAUGCUUCUCUCCCUCUUCAGCUGGCCCCUAGUCCCAAACUGGAUGCGCAACAUGCGUGCCCUCUCCGCCCUCUCCGCAACAGCCCUCCUCUCCCUCUUCCCCCACCAAGAACCCCGCUUCCUACUCCCCUGCGUCCCCCUCCUCCUCAGCUGCAUCAAGAUCAAACGCCCCAUCCUCCUAACAACCUGGAUCCUCUUCAACGCCGCAAUGGGUUUCCUAAUGGGCGUCUACCACCAAGGUGGCGUUGUCCCCACCCAGCUCGCCCUCCCCAAUCUCAUCCUAGCCCCAGCAACCGUCUUUUGGUGGAAAACUUACUCCCCGCCCCUCUGGCUUCUGGGCAAGAAUGACCCCCAAAUCACAACUCACGACCUGAUGGGCUUGCCCGGCGCAGAGAUGAUCGCCCAGCUGGAACAAUCCGUGCCUGGAUGCGAGAGCCCGUCGUCCAUUUUCCUGGUCGCGCCUACUUCGGCUGAGUUCCUCGACUCGUAUGCCUUUGAUCGUGCUCGUGAUACGAGUCUGCAGCUCCAUCCGCUAUGGUCCUAUCGUAAUCAUCUCAACCUUGACGAUUUGGAUUUCGGCGAAGAUGGAAUCCUCCCCACGCUGAAGCGCGUUGUUGGUCGCCGUGGGUUGGGUGUGUGGGCUGUUCAGCGGUCUUGCAAAUAG